This is a messenger RNA of Podarcis muralis (Common wall lizard), 1979 nucleotides long. The record is from RefSeq and is a predicted model, not a curated record. NCBI's taxonomy places the organism in Eukaryota, Metazoa, Chordata, Lepidosauria, Squamata, Lacertidae.
GGCCUACCUUGUCCUGGGUGGGCCUCCCGGGCCUCUUCUCCGGCGCUGCGGUUGCGGCGCCUCUGGGUUUGCAGGUGUCGCGCUGCCGCCGUGAUCUUGCUUUAGCGGGGCCAGAGGCGCGGCGCGCGGGCCCAUUGGCAGGCCGGUUUGCCCCUUCAGCGCUUCAGGCACUAAUUUCAGCCCCCUCUCGCCUCUGGGGCUUGGGGUGCUGUUGGUUGGGUGGCUGGCGGCCCCUCCAUUUUGAGGCAAAUUGGCGGGAGCGCCAUUUUGCCUUUCUUUGUCGGGCACGUGGGGGCCUCUAGUGGCUAGAACGUGUAUAGCAGGCUUGGCCUGACCGAGUGGGGGCCUCUGGUGGCCGUGCUAGGCAAGUGCAGCCUUAAUUAAAACUCAGGUGGUGGCCUCUAGUGGCCGUGUGGGUAAUUGCGGGGUCGUUUAACUACCUGCUUUACAUUGCUGGUGCGGCUAUUUAUUUAGCCAACUUUAUUGUUCCCAACCUAAUUUAAAUAAUUAGUGGUUGAGUUUACAGUUGUUGCUUGCCUGCUGAUUAACUAUUUACUUAAUUAUUUUGUUGAUUUGGUUUUAUUUCGCAGCUAUUUAUAUUGCCUGCUGAUUUGAAUAUUUUCUUUGUUUUCCCACCAAUAGUAGGAAUGGCUCCAAAGAAAGCAAUUAGGAGGCCUGAUCCUGCACCUGCUACAAAGCGGCCUAUAAAAGGCCCAUCCCAGGCGUUACGUUCACCUGGGCCUACCCAGUCGGUGAAACGCCUUCAAUCCAUGGUCUCUGGUUUGGUGGGUGAUCCAGCUGCGCUGGCACGGGUCGAGGCUGAGAUGGAAGGCUUGAUGCAACGUUGCUCAACUCCGUCGACCUCCUCUGCGCGACCAGCUCCUUCGGCGGUGGCGGCUUCUCCAGUGUCAUCAUCUAGUGAAGAGGAGAGAGAUCCAUUGUCAGCCGGGGUUUUCUUACCUGACCCGCUACCGGCCCGGUCCCCGGUCUUACCUGUAUCGCAGGUUGCUGUCCCUAGGGGUCGGGGUCGAACCAGAGUGGGGGCCAGGAGUAGGGCACCAACUCGGGGCCACGUUGUGCGGGGUUCGCCUGCGCAGUCUUCAGUUGCGGGGAAUGUGAUUCCAGGUCAGUCACAGGUUGUCUCUUUUCAGUCAGUUCCAGGCUCUGUGCAACAAGGCGAUGUUUCGGAGUCUUCUGUUGAGGACAGCCUCCCUCUUCCUCCAAGGGCCUCUUCCGGUGGGCACCGCCGCCACAAAAGGAGCUCCAGGAGGCGCUCCAAGCGGAGACGUAAGGACACUUCGUCUUCUUCUACAGGUCCGGGCACUAUCCGUAUCUGGAUAGUGGGCCACAGUAUUGUGCAUUGGGCCGCUGACAGAGCUCGUCAGUCUGGAUUGGGAGAUGGCCUGGGCCUUCCACAGCACGUGCAGGUGUCCUGGAUCUCCAGAAGGGGGAUGCGUUGGAGGGAAUUCUUGCCACUCAUGAAAAGGCGUGUCCUCCUGAUUGGCCCACCUUCGGCGAUUGUGGUGCAGCUCGGGGAAAAUGAUAUGGUUUCUUUUCCUUGCUAUACGCUGCGUACUGUUAUUUUACAGGACCUAAGGGAGCUGGCGGCCAUGGUGCCUAAUACAAAAUUGAUUUGGUCACAGUUGCUUCAGCGCCACAUUUGGCGGGGCAGUCCUUGCCCAGCGUCCACUGAAAAAGUUAGGAAGCGGAUUAAUUCCGCGGUGGGCAAGUUGGUGGUGAGCUUGGGCGGAUUGGUGAUUCCUCACCCUCGUAUUUCCUUUAAGGAGGAGGUCUUAUACAGGGAUGAUGGGGUUCAUCUUUCCACGUUUGGGAAUGAUGUUUGGUUGGAUGCAGUGGUGUCCAAGUUGAGGGUGUGGUUUGCUUUGUGAGUGGUUGGCGGCGAGCAUAAGGGCUCGGGUGGCGGUUAGGCAUUGGUUAAAUUGGUUGGUGGAGGGGUAUGGAUUGGCUGUGCCUACCCC